Messenger RNA from Pseudocercospora fijiensis CIRAD86, 2020 nucleotides. RefSeq lists its product as uncharacterized. Gene Ontology annotation, biological process: ammonium transmembrane transport. Gene Ontology annotation, cellular component: plasma membrane. Gene Ontology annotation, molecular function: ammonium channel activity. The record is from RefSeq and is a predicted model, not a curated record. The coding region runs from base 234 to 1826 and encodes 530 amino acids. Lineage: Eukaryota; Fungi; Ascomycota; Dothideomycetes; Mycosphaerellales; Mycosphaerellaceae. The transcript is spliced from 2 exons.
CUUUCUCUUGAUUAUUAACUUACCUACUUCAUCCUCCUCACCUCUCGCUUUGCAUUUUACUGUUGCAAAGCCUAACUUGUCCUGUGCCGGCGUUGGUCUAUACACGACAUCAUCCCUUGCGUCGCGUGCCGAGCUUCCAUCCAUCCAUCCAUCCAUCCAUACAGCUUCUCUUGGUUGCAGCUCGACAGUAAUUCCCAAAACAGCACCGCGGGCUUCCCGCUCCUCGACACAAGAUGUCGUACUCUUGGGUCGGAGCUCCGGCGGAGUUCAAUGGAACGAAUCAAGACCUUGGCGGUGACUCCAACGUCGAAAACCUAAACCAAUGGUUCGCAGCCGGAGAUCAAGCCUACAUAAUCGUAGCCUCAGCCAUGGUACUAGUCAUGGUCCCGGGUCUAGGAUUUCUCUACUCAGGCCUCGCACGAAGAAAGUCAGCCCUCAGCAUGAUCUUCGCAUGUAUGGGCUCAUACUCCAUCAUAACUUUCCAAUGGUAUUUCUGCGGAUACUCGCUCGCCUUCAGCAACUAUGCCGACAACAGAUUUAUUGGCGAUUUAAAGAAAUUCGGACUCAUGAAUACCCUCGCACAUCCUUCGCCCGGGAGCCCGUUGAUCCCUGAUCUGCUUUACUCGUUCUACCAGAUGCAGUUCUGCGCUGUUACGGCUGCUAUUGUUAUGGGAGCGGUUGCUGAGCGAGGUCGGCUCAUUCCGGCUUUGGUGUUCAUUUUCUUCUGGGCGACUUUCGUCUACUGCCCGAUUGCAUACUGGGGAUGGGGAGCCAAUGGUUGGGCGUACAAAUGGGGUGUUCUCGACUACGCCGGUGGUGGACCUGUCGAAAUCGGUUCUGGAAUGUCUGCUCUCGCCUACUCGAUGGUUCUCGGCCGACGGCAAGAAAAGAUGAUGUUGAAUUUCCGCCCACAUAACGUCUCUCUCAUCACGCUUGGUACAGUCCUCCUCUGGUUUGGCUGGCUCGGAUUCAACGGAGGUUCGUCGUUUGGUGCCAACCUUCGUGCCGUCUACGCCUGCUGGAACUCGAACCUGACUGCCAUGUUCGCUGCCAUCACUUGGGUUAUCCUCGAUUGGAGAUUGGCUCGCAAGUGGUCGAUGGUCGGCUGGUGUUCGGGAACCAUCUCUGGUCUCGUCGCCGCCACCCCAGCUUCUGGAUACAUUCCUCUCUGGGCGUCAGUCGUUCUCGGUGUCGUAACUGGUGUGAUAUGCAAUUUUUCAACCAAGAUCAAGUACUGGAUCAAGAUCGACGACUCCAUGGAUGUGUUCGCUGAGCACGGUGUCGCCGGCAUGAUCGGUCUCUUCUUCAACGGGAUUUUCGCCGCACCAUACGUCAUUGGUCUCGAUGGUGUCAACACCGGACUCUACCCAGGUGGUUGGAUCGAGCACAACUGGAAACAGCUCUACCAACAAAUCGCAUACAUCGCAGCAGCUACUGGCUGGUCAUUCGUAAUCUCCGCCCUCAUCGCCUACGCCAUCAACUACAUCCCCGGCCUGAAGCUCCGCGCAUCCGACGAGGCAGAACUUCUCGGUAUGGACGACGACCAGCUCGGCGAGUUCGCUUACGAUUACGUCGAGGUCCGCCGUGACUACUUAGCCUGGACACCCGCAAGCGAAGCACCGAACGCGAACGCCGACAUCCCCCAAUUCGAGCGCCAUGGCAUUCAACAGCACAGCGAAAUGCUUGAGGGCAAAGACCCGGCUGGAAGCGAGGGGAGCAGCGAUGGGAAUGGCACUGCUCAUACCGGUAUCGGUGGCGACCGACAUGGAAUCGCCUACGAACAAAUGCAAAAAGAAAAGCACGAGAAAAUCAGCGGUGGGCAUUAAAAAGUGCUCGCUCGCUCUCGGGUUCUGUUGUUGUUAUUGGAAUAAUUUUUUGUUCCAAAAUUUGUGAUAUGAACUGAGCAUGUUGAUGAGAUUUUUUGAGAUACCACGAACAACAGCACACGUUACUGCUAGUCGACUAGAGAGGAAAGAGCGAGAGAACAGACGCUAUCUAUCCAUCCAUCCAUCUCCCUUUG